GUGGGAAGACUUCGACAGCCAGUGAGUGAAUCCGUGAAUAAACCGCAGGCAUAAACUAAAUAAAAAAAAAAAUUAAGUUCCUGAGACGUCAACACACUAUAAAUACACCUAUUUAUACCAUAGAGCUAGAGAUAGAUCAAAGAUGUCGAUGAAUUGGGCCCUGUAUUGGGGCAUAAUGUGGGUGCUUUCAGGCUCCACGGACAGCGCCUCGAAGCGUUUCUUUACAGACUUUUUGCAGGAUUUGCCGACACCAGGCACCGGUGGACCCACCUUUGAUCCCAGUGCGAUCAGCAAUAUUACAGGACUCGUUGGCAAGACCGUUAAGAUGACCUGCCGUGUCAAGAAUUUGGGAAAUCGAACGGUCUCAUGGGUGCGACAUCGUGACAUCCAUCUGCUGACUGUCGGCCGCUAUACGUACACAUCGGAUCAGCGUUUCGAGGCGCAGCAUUCGCCACAUGCCGAGGAUUGGUCCCUGCGCAUACGCUAUGCCCAGCGCAAGGAUUCGGGCAUUUAUGAGUGCCAGAUCUCCACAACACCACCCAUUGGGCAUGCCGUCUACUUGAAUAUUGUGGAACCCAUCACCGAGGUCAUUGGCGGCCCCGACCUGCACAUCAACAAAGGAUCCACCAUCAAUUUAACCUGCAUUGUGAAAUUUGCACCGGAACCGCCGCCAACCGUCUCCUGGUCCCACAAUCGCGAGAAUGAUCCUAGAUACAAUAAGGUCAUAAAUUUCGAUUCACCUCGCGGCGGCAUAUCAUUAGUCACCGAGAAAGGUGUACUGACCACCAGCCGUCUCCUUGUCCAGAAGGCCAUACAGGAGGAUGAGGGCCUCUACACAUGCGCCCCCUCGAAUGCCAAUCCCACAUCGGUCCGCGUCCAUAUCGUUGAUGGUGAACAUCCGGCGGCCAUGCAUCACGGAAACUCGGCGCCACUCCAGCCACCGGCUUUGAUCUCAAUGUUGAUGCUUAUCUGCAGCACUCUGAUCCUGUUGCAUGCCUCUGCCUGCUGCAGCCCAACCCUACCCAAGAUGACGACACAACAACGACGAGGCGGAAACAACAACAACAAUGGACAACAGAAGGGCAUCAACGGUGGAGAGCGGUUGGAGAGGAAUUCAUUGGUGCCAGGCACAUGACUAGACGGCCCCCGCGUAACCGGAGCCGGAGACGGAAAUGCCAUCGAAAUGCCAACUGGAAUAAAAUACUAAAAAAAAACAAAAAUUCCAUGAGCAAGCUACAGCGACAGAGAGAGAGAGAGAGUGCGGCGCAGGAGGGCGGGGGGGUGGCAGGGUUGAUGCUGCUCUCUGGUUUUCCGUUCCAGUUCCAGGAUCCUUCCAGCCACCGCCUUGGUUUUGCGUUGUCCAAAUCGUUUCGUUUCUCCUUUUGUGCCCCCAACACCUCCCAUCGAUGUGGUCUCUCAUUAUUCGCUCUAUGAGUGGAAUGCAGAGGGGGACGGGGCAUGCGUGAGUACAUCCUUUUUAUCACUAAAUUAAGUAGUCGUUAGAUAAAGUCAUUUUGGGGGAAAACUGGAACUGUAACAAAAGGGAAAAACAAAGAGCAAAAAAAAAACAAAAAGAAAAAAAAGAAUGAAAAAAAACGAACGAACGAUUUUCUUCAUGCAACAUGUACUUGCGACAAAACCAUAAAAUACAUAAAUACAUACAGAGAAAUCCAUUGUAAAUAAGGCAUCGGAUGACAGAUUGCCAGCAGAUCAACAAAUAAAGAAAAAAAAAAAAAAAAAACAAAGAUACAGAUACAAGUGGGGAUACAGAUAUUGCAUUGCAUAAUGGAUUCAGAUUGCCCCCGUUUUGAAAUGGAUCCAUUCGAUUCUAUAAGCUAUAGGUGUCUAAAGAUAAAUACAUACUCGUAAAUAUUACAUACCUACAUACAUAUAUGCGUGCAAGAACCGAAGCCGAAACCGAAACAGAUACAGAUACAUAUAGACAAAAAAAGAUAAAAAGCAUAAAAGAUCCCUCGAAAUUUGAGGCAGUAAAAAGGAUUUUUUUUUUAGGCUUAAGUUCAAGACUAUAGUAAAAUCUAAGAGAAACAAAAAAAGAAACGAAAGAUGCAGAGCGAAGGAGCAGACAAAGAAGUAGCAGAAAAUACAGAAAGAUACAUAGGUGCGGGAUACAGGAGGAUUAUCUAGUAAUGUAAGUAAGAAAGAUUAAAAAAAAAAAACAGAAAAACUUAGCAUAAUUGUAUUUUUUUUUUCAUAUCUCAUCAGAUCUGAUCAGAAUAAUAAUCCGUAUCUCUCUCUUUCUGUCUCUAUCUAUAGAAAUUGUUGUUGUAUGUGUGAAAACCGAUAUAAAAGAUACAUAUAUAUAGAGAAAAGCUACAGAUACAGAUACAAGUACAUAACUAUCCGAUUAAAAAAGGCAUAUUGCUAUUGAAACUCUCUCUCUCUAUCUAUCUCUCUCUAUAGCUAUCUCUAUCUCUCUCUCUCUCUCUAUAUAUACUUCGCCCUUCUUCACACACAGACAGCGCACUCACACAGAUACACACAUAGAUACUCUAUCUCUAAGCCAAGCUAAAAGAAGAAUAAGUUUAGAAUGAAAGAAAGAAUCCGCGAUCCCACCCCACACAAAAGAAGACAGGGUCUAACCCUCCAUUCCCCUCUUGAUCCAGCCCAAAAACAAAAAAAACAAAAGCAGACAAAAGAAAUCCUCCAUUUCCCCCCCUUUUUCCAGACCAACCCCUCUCUGUGAACCCAUUUCUCAUGCUCUUAAGAUAGGAAAAAAACAAACAAAUAAAAAAGAUACAUAUACAAGAUACUCUCCAUACUAAAAGCGUAAUUACAUGGAAUAUGGCAUAACUACAUAUAAAAAACAAAUAGCGCAAAAAGCGUAACAAGAUACACGACAAGAACCCAAGACAAAAUAUAUUUUAUAAAUGUGAUGACGUUUAGAAAAUUAAAAAUUUAUUAAAUAAACAAAAAAACGAAAAACCAA
This is a messenger RNA of Drosophila obscura, 2947 nucleotides long. It is a transcript of the gene dpr8, whose product is annotated as zwei Ig domain protein zig-8. Gene Ontology annotation, cellular component: neuron projection membrane. The record is from RefSeq and is a predicted model, not a curated record. NCBI's taxonomy places the organism in Eukaryota, Metazoa, Arthropoda, Insecta, Diptera, Drosophilidae. The transcript is spliced from 8 exons. Gene Ontology annotation, biological process: synapse organization. The coding region runs from base 143 to 1135 and encodes 330 amino acids.